AUGGCGAAAGGCAUGCCUGCUAUCGGUUGGGCGGCGAGGGACACGUCCGGUGUCCUCUCCCCCUACAGCUUCUCACGAAGGUCGUCUUCCUCUAUCCAGUAUUCCAGUCAAGUCCCUAUAAUGCACCUCUGCUUCUUGCGCCGAUCUGACGAAUCCCCCUACGUGAUGCAUGAUAGCAGGGCUCUGAAGGACGACGAUGUCACGAUCAAAGUGCUCUUCUGCGGGAUCUGCCACACCGACCUCCACAUCGCCAAGAACGAGUGGGGCAACGCCCUCUACCCCGUCGUCCCCGGGCAUGAGAUUGUUGGCGUCGUCACCGAGGUUGGCCCCGGCGUCAAGAACUUCAAGGCCGGGGACGCGGUGGGCGUGGGCUACUUCGUCGACUCCUGCCGCUCCUGCGUGAGCUGCGGCAGCGGGCACGAGAACCACUGCCCCACGCUCGUGCUCACCUCCAACGCCGUGGACUACGACGGCGCCACCACCCAGGGCGGCUUCUCCAACGUCCUCGUCGUCGACCAGGGCUACGUCGUCCGCGUCCCGGAGGGCCUUCCCCUGGACGGGGCGGCGCCGCUGCUCUGCGCCGGCGUCACGGUGUACAGCCCCAUGAUGGAGUUCGGCCUCAACGCGCCGGGGAAGCACCUGGGCGUGGUCGGCCUCGGGGGCCUCGGCCACAUGGCCGUCAAGUUCGGCAAGGCGUUCGGGAUGACCGUCACCGUGAUCAGCUCGUCGCCGAGGAAGCGGGAGGAGGCCGUCGAGCGGCUCGGCGCCGACGCGUUCUUGGUCAGCCAGGACCCCGAGCAAAUGAAGGCGGCGGCCGGCACGAUGGACGGCAUCAUCGACACGGUGUCGGCGGGGCACCCGAUCGUGCCGCUUCUGGAGCUGCUAAAGCCGAGGGGGCAGCUGGUGGUGGUGGGCGCGCCCAGCACGCCGCUGGAGCUUCCUGCCUACGCCAUCAUCGGUGGCGGCAAGCGCGUGGCCGGGAACCUCGUGGGCAGCAUCGGCAGCUGCCAGGCGAUGCUGGACUUCGCGGGGAAGCACGGCAUCACCGCCGACGUCGAGGUCGUCAAGAUGGACUACGUUAAUACGGCGGUCGAGCGGCUGGAGAGGAACGACGUGAGAUACCGCUUCGUCAUCGACGUCGCCGGCAGCCAGCUGGGCGCCGCCGCUUAG
Molecule: messenger RNA, 1170 nt
Organism: Triticum turgidum subsp. durum (durum wheat)
Lineage: Eukaryota; Viridiplantae; Streptophyta; Magnoliopsida; Poales; Poaceae
Source: the annotation of a GenBank genome assembly